Molecule: messenger RNA, 507 nt
Organism: Aureobasidium uvarum
Lineage: Eukaryota; Fungi; Ascomycota; Dothideomycetes; Dothideales; Saccotheciaceae
Source: the annotation of a GenBank genome assembly
AUGGCUGGCGGACUCCAAAAAUACAGACACUUGUCGCGCAGCAGCUCGCACCGUCAGGCUCUGCUCAGAAACCUCGUCACAUCGCUGUUCAAGAAUGAGACGAUAUCCACAACAUGGCCCAAGGCUCAGGAAGCCCAGCGUCUGGCCGAGAAGCUCAUCACCUUGGGCAAGAAGAACACCGACGCCAGCAAGAGAAAGGCCCUCUCCAUCUUCUACCCCAUCAAGGAAGACCAAGCACCAUCUGCCAUCCUAGAACUCGUCGACGGCCCCAAGGACAUGCGAUUCGCCAUGACUGCCCGCACCGUCUCCCGCCUACGUCGCGAGGGCAAGGACAUCAACGACAUGACCGCCGGUAACAUUGCAAAAGUCACCCGCUUCCGUCCCAACGGCGACAAGGACCUAGAAGACAUGGUCGCCAAGUUCGACAAGCUCGACGCUCAAGGCGAGCACGGCUUUGAAAAGAUCUACAAGCAACGAGUCUACCACAAUCCCAAGGCUUCGAGGUAG